This is a messenger RNA of Diprion similis, 2086 nucleotides long. It is a transcript of the gene dnr1, whose product is annotated as E3 ubiquitin-protein ligase MYLIP. Gene Ontology annotation, molecular function: ubiquitin-protein transferase activity. Gene Ontology annotation, cellular component: cytoskeleton. The transcript has 7 exons. Bases 390 to 1838 code for a protein of 482 amino acids. NCBI's taxonomy places the organism in Eukaryota, Metazoa, Arthropoda, Insecta, Hymenoptera, Diprionidae. The record is from RefSeq and is a predicted model, not a curated record. Gene Ontology annotation, biological process: ubiquitin-dependent protein catabolic process.
UGUGCUCGGUUUGUGUUUGGCAGGUCGUCCGCGAGGGCAGCGCCAUUCGAUAAAAAGCGUAUUCAAUUUAGCGAACUAAUAACAGUCCGUGCCAUUCCGCACUGAGAAAUGGAAGUGGCGGAGACGGUGCCAAACAGUUCGUGCGAGAAGAACACGUUGCCGUAUAUCGCGAGUGACGUUAUGACAGCUGUGAUUAGGUUAAUACUUUAACCUGUUAUGAUACAACGCCGAAUACUCUAGUGACGGAAUCGCGGAUGGGUAACUCGGUUUCUGUACCACAAAUAAAUUGACGACGUGGCUCGCGGCUCGCUCCUGGAUAUCGUACCUACCUUUUAUUUUUGUUUCAACCCCCGUAACCGAGACCAACGUGUGACGUAAGAGAAACAAAAAUGUGGUGUCUAGUGUGUCAGCCCAAUUCCGUCAUCCUCGAGGUUCAGGUCGACCCGAAGGCGAUCGGCCAGGAAUGCUUGGAAAAGGUCUGCGACUGUCUGGGCAUCAGCAAGGAGUGCGACUACUUCGGGCUGAAACAUCAGAGCGCGAAGGGAGAAGAGCUGUGGCUAAACCUGAGGAACCCAAUCGAACGUCAAACUGGGGGCGGAGUAGCACAUCUGAGGUUCGCUCUUCGGGUCAAAUUCUGGGUGCCUCCUCACCUGUUGCUGCAAGAGGCGACGAGACAUCAAUUCUACCUCCACUCCAGACUGGAACUUGUCGAGGGAAGGUUGAAGGUGUCGGAUUGGGCAUCGGCCGCAUGGCUCGUCGCGUUGAUCGCCCAAGCCGAAGGCGGCGAUUACGACGCUUUAAAGCCACCGCAUGCGAUUUACUCUCAGUGCUGUCAGAUCCAGCCCAACGAGCCCUGUGACCCAAAACCGCAUGAUUUUCUGCAUCAGAUCGUGCAGCAGCACAAAGAUAUCAAGGGAAUGAAGGCAUCCGCCGCCGAGUACUGGCUCUUGAAAGAAGUGUCUAACUUGGAUACAUUCGGCCAAGAGAUGUUCCACAGCAAAUUCGCCUACAAUGGUGUUUCAAUGAUCGGCGUGGGGCCCCAUGGAAUCACCGUAUACCGUGGCUCGGACGAGGAGACCCAAAACAUCCCGUAUACAGCGAUUCAAAGCGCCAUGUCUCAACGUCGUAUGUUUCAUCUGGUUUACUUAUCCCUUGACGGAGUGGAAACGUCGUUGAAUUUCAAAUUGGACUCAAGCCAAUCGGCGAGUGGAUUGUACAGGGCAAUCACCGAGAAACAUGCCUUCUAUAGCUGCGAAACGGUCAGGAGCGCCGUUACUGCCCAGUUCAUAAGAGACUUGAAGGGAACAAUUAUUUCAAUAUUUAACGAGGAUUCAACGCUGGGUAAAAAGUACGUCUUUGACAUUCGUAGAACCUGUAGAGAGGUGUACGACAAUGCUCGACGAGCUCUUUAUUGCGAGGCAGCGAAUAUCGGUCUACCGGAAGAGAGUCAGGUCAUAGAUAGGCACGAUUGCGGAGAUUGCGCCAAUCCUAAAUGCAAGGAAUCACGAGAAUGCUUGACGAGACUUCUGGAUGCGAUGCUUUGCAGAAUUUGUAUGGAUCGCAGUUUGGAUACCGCCUUGUUUCCCUGCGGCCAUGCCGUGGCUUGCUUGGAGUGCGCCAGACGCUGUUCACGCUGUCCCCUCUGUAGAGCAGACAUCGAUCACUGUCGUACGAUUUAUCUACCGAUCGAACUGACCCAUGUGGAUAAACACAAUUUCAAAAUGUCCUCAGAAGUGGUCGGACCAACGUUCAGCGUCAAAUCAUCUCCAGAAGAAAUGAUCAGUGAGAGAAUCAUCGCGAAUGACGACAACAUCAAUAACAAUAAUAGCAAUAUUUGAGAGCGCCGCGCAAGGCGUAGAUUCAACGCCUUUCAAAAUUUUUUUAGAAUUUUCACGUGCAGGAUUGAGAGGAUAUAUUAAGCGGACAGGAAGCAGCGUCCAAAGUCUUGGUGGGCAAGGUCUGCGUUGUCGUUUCCUGGUCGAUUCGGGAUACGUGUUACCAAUUUCUUUGAAAGAGAAUAAAUUUCCGAUCCUGUGAAUUAUUUUUUUUCAGUUUGAAGCCUGAUCAUCAUCGGUUAGUUUUUGUU